AUGUCACGUACAAUCAAAAACGUGGCUCUUGCCGGGGCCAGCGGAAACGUCGGAUCUCAUGUUCUCAGCGCCUUACUCGAACUGGAAUUCAACGUCACGGUGCUGAGUCGCAACUCCUCCAAAUCAUUUCCGGGUGCUGCGCGCGUACAGGUGGUCGACUUCACCUCCACGGAGUCCCUCAGCGCUGCUUUCGCCAACCAAGACGCCGUAAUCGACACGACCUUCUCUCCGGACACCGAAGCUCCACUGCGACUGAUCGACGCAGCAGUCCAAGCUGGGGUCUACCGCUUCGACUUUGGCCUCGACCCCAACCACCCCGAAGUCCACAACCUCCCCGUCUUCGCCCGCAAAAAAGCCGCCUAUGACUCCGUCAAGCGCCACGCCCACGCCACCCAACCCCCCUCGCUAACAUACACUUUAAUCGCCAACGGCAUCUUCCUCGACUGGAGUCUAUCCUCAGGGUUCGCGGGCUUCGACCUCUGCAACAAGAAAGCCACGCUCUUCGGCGACGGAACCAACAUCGUCCCCUGGACGGCGCUGGAGGACGUCGGCCGCGCCACCGCGCGGGUGCUUCUCCGGCCUGAGGAGACGGUCAAUCGGGUUGUCUAUGUGCAUUCGGCUUAUCUGUCUCAGCGGGAGCUUCUGGGUGUCGCGAAGGGGGUGCUGGGGGAGGAGGGGUGGGGGGUGGUUGCUUGGGAGGAUAUGCGGGUGCGGUUUGAUGCGGCGUUGGCGGAUUUGAGGGCUGGGAGGAUCAGUGAUGCGGUGUUUGAGGUGCAGAUUCGGUAUUGUAUUGCGGAUAGUGCGUUGGUGGGGCCGUGGCCAAGGGAUGAUAAUGCGCUUUUGGGCGUUAAGGAGUGGGAUUUGGGGAUGGUGGGGGGGUUGGUUGGGAGGAUUGCCGGUGUGGAUGCUUGA
Molecule: messenger RNA, 912 nt
Organism: Aspergillus homomorphus CBS 101889
Lineage: Eukaryota; Fungi; Ascomycota; Eurotiomycetes; Eurotiales; Aspergillaceae
Product: aromatic alcohol reductase
Exons: 3
Coding region: 1-912 (303 amino acids)
Molecular function (GO): oxidoreductase activity
Source: RefSeq, a predicted model, not a curated record